Messenger RNA from Limanda limanda (common dab), 2941 nucleotides. RefSeq names its product major facilitator superfamily domain containing 1 (gene mfsd1). Gene Ontology annotation, biological process: transmembrane transport. The transcript has 16 exons. Gene Ontology annotation, cellular component: lysosome. NCBI's taxonomy places the organism in Eukaryota, Metazoa, Chordata, Actinopteri, Pleuronectiformes, Pleuronectidae. Bases 31 to 1440 code for a protein of 469 amino acids. Gene Ontology annotation, molecular function: transmembrane transporter activity. The record is from RefSeq and is a predicted model, not a curated record.
UUCCUCCACUGCUCCCACACACACACGAACAUGGCGGACAUCGAGGAGCGGCGGAGCCUGCUGGGAGCAGAGGCGGAGGACGGCUCUCCCUCCGCCGGGUCACCGGCCACCAGGAGCCCGCUGCCCGCGAUCCUUGACCCCGCUCACCUGCUGCACCGGGUGGUCGUGCUGGGCUUCAUGUGCUUCCUGGGAUUCGGAAGCUACUUCUGUUAUGACAACCCUGCUGCUCUUCAGACUCAAGUCCUUAAGGAUCUGAAUCUGAACACUGCAGAGUUCAUGCAGCUGUACGCCUGGUACUCCUGGCCCAACGUCAUCCUCUGCUUCUUCGGGGGCUUCCUGCUCGACAGGGUCUUCGGCAUCAGGCUGGGAACCAUCAUCUUUUCCCUCUUUGUCUGUGUUGGACAGGUAAUAUUUGCUACUGGAGCUUUGCUGAACCGUUACUGGUUGAUGGAAUGUGGACGUUUUGUAUUUGGUAUCGGAGGAGAGUCCUUGGCUGUGGCCCAGAACACGUACGCAGUCAAUUGGUUCAAAGGGAAGGAGCUUAACCUGGUGUUCGGCCUUCAGCUGAGCAUGGCUCGACUGGGCAGCACAGUGAACAUGAACAUCAUGGGCUGGGUGUACAGCAGAGUCGCAGACCUGGUGGGCUCGCCUGGAUACACCGCACUGGGCGGUUCACUCAUGAUAGCUGGUGUAACCUGCCUGUUUUCACUGGGCUGUGCCCUGGUGUUGGGGUUCCUCGACAGAAGAGCAGAGAGGAUACUCAACAAGGAACAAGGGAAAUCAGGUGAAGUGAUCCAGCUGACAGACGUGAAAGAUUUCCCCUUCCCACUGUGGCUCAUCUUCCUCAUUUGUGUCUGCUACUACGUCGCCAUUUUCCCCUUUAUUGGACUUGGACAGGUGUUCUUCAUUGAAAAAUUCGACUUCUCCCCGGCUGAAGCCAGAGCUGUCAACAGUAUUGUGUACAUCAUCUCAGCCCCUGCAUCUCCGAUUCUGGGCUUCAUGGUGGAUAAGACGGGGAAGAAUGUGAUUUGGGUAAUAACUGCCGUGGCCGCCACACUCUGCGCUCAUAUGAUGCUGGCCUUCACCUUCUGGAAUCCAUGGAUCGCCAUGUCCCUGCUGGGUGUCUCCUACUCUUUACUGGCCUGUGCACUGUGGCCCAUGGUGGCCUUUGUGGUGCCCGAGCAUCAGCUGGGGACGGCCUACGGCUUCAUGCAGUCGAUCCAGAACCUGGGACUCGCGCUCAUCGCCAUGGCAGCAGGAGCCAUCCUGGACAACAAAGGAUACCUGGUUUUGGAAGUGUUUUUCUGCGCCUGUAUUUGCCUGGCCCUGGUGGCGAGCGUUAUGCUGUACUUUGUGGAUUAUCAAAGAGGAGGAGGUUUGAACCAAUCGGCUGCAGCCCGAGCCAAACUCCAGAAAGAGGCCACUUCAGACGCAGAAUGAUGAUGAUGAUGAUUGUGAGGGGAACACACAUGGGUCCUGGGCUUUGGAGCAAGCGAAUGCACUGUCCACCCCAAAGCUGUCAAUCAUCUGCCACAGGGGCAGAGCUACUGACUCCGCCCAGCGCUGUCAUCUGUGGCUCUUCCCACCAGAACUGACAGUCUGACCCUGGCUAUUUAAUAAUCGUGUAUUAAUAGCUUAUAUUAUACAGAUAAGGACAAAUUGCAAAUCUUCCUUUGGACACGGUCGCUCCUCUCACCUUUUUGUCUACCUCUCACUCUCCACUGACUCCUGGGUGUGAGUUAAGAUUCUUGGAAUGUUUUUUUAAAAACAUUUAAAUUGAUGAGACUCAUGUCCUGUGGAAAGGGAUCAAUAUCACUGAUUAAUAGCGCCUGACUUUAUCAUAUGCUAAUGCCACUCAUAAUAUAGGUUUCCUAAGUAUUUUAGAUGUAUAUAUGUAUAAUGUUUUUUUUUAAAUAAUGUUUUUUAUAGUUCUUUUUAAAAGGGGUUUUGAGCAGAGCUCUGUUACUUGCCUUAUUACAGAUACUUCAUUCAUGUGUAAAUCAUCUGUCAGCGUUAACAGUAACCUAAACAAAGUUUUUCUUACUGGACCCUGAGUUCAUAUUUGGUUUUAAUCAUAUGCGUCAUUGGCUUUUUAUGGUGAAUAAUCUCGAAAAGAGCUUAAAUCUUUCGUCUUUACACUUGUUUUUAUUUCUUAAUUCCUUAAUUUGCUCUGUUCUGGUUUUGGAAAUUCUUAAAAGUUUAUUUUCUGUCGUAUAAUCAAAUGGAACACUACCCUAACGAUGAGAAAGAUGAGAUAAAAAGGACAAACUUUUCAAUGCAACUACUCGUGUAAAGAUAAGUUCAACUUAAACAGUUUUAUCAAUGCGGUCUGAUAAAGUAACGGUUGGGUGUAUGACUAAUGUUUCGUAGAAUAUGUUCUGCUCAUUUAUCAAGCUCAGGUAAUUCAUUUUGUCGUAAGCACUGUCCCAAAGUUUUGCUUGCUUCAUCCGAACAGUGCAACAAAGCACUCGUGCACUCUGCUGAAAUGUCACCGUGUCACUGUGGUAGAAUGACAUUUGUCUGCAUGUGUCGUCCUCAGACUGUGGAUGAUUAACAUUCACUACCUCAGUCAGGCAAAUGACUCCCAGUCAAAUUCUUAACAAAUCAGUCAAAAAAUCAAAGACGACGCUAAUAAUUAAAAUGUGUUUGCACAUGAACUGACAACUGUGUCACUGACAAAACCAUCUUGAUUUUCACCAGUCUCUCAUUUGCACUAUGGUGUUAUAGAAGUUGAGUCUUUGUUUAAUGGAGAAAAUAAGUGUUACCUGUUGCUGAUCUAUGUACAAGAGGUUAUAUGAGAGAUGAAAUAAUAUGUAUUGUACAAUCAAAGGAUGGCUAUGACUUAUAAUAAGUAUUUUUUUUUGUCGAAAAACAAAUCCCAUUUGAUAAAUCAUCAUUCGUUGAACAAAUGCAUUUGAUUAAAUACACAUUUUGAAAGAAA